Laccaria bicolor S238N-H82 is the source of this 513-nucleotide messenger RNA. RefSeq lists its product as uncharacterized. The coding region runs from base 1 to 381 and encodes 126 amino acids. The transcript is spliced from 2 exons. Lineage: Eukaryota; Fungi; Basidiomycota; Agaricomycetes; Agaricales; Hydnangiaceae. The record is from RefSeq and is a predicted model, not a curated record.
AUGAGAAGCCGCAGAGGAACAGGCUUCCCCUCAGCUUGCCCUAAGCCCGUUGCUGUUUCUCAAUGCUCUAACAUCACGCCACUAAUCGUUGAUGUAACACUUCCCCUUCUCCUGAGUACGAUUGUAAGCGUGUCACUGCACAGAGGUUGGCAGUCCGACAAACUCACUCAAUAUCACAAAAAACCCACUAGAUUAGAAUGCGAGGGGUUGGUUCAGAAUGUUCAAGCUUUUGAUUCACUCACUUUUUCCACUUUUGAACCCAUUCACCACAUUCUAAAUGAACGACCGAUUGAUGGGACCCUCGUCAAGUGCCAACAUCGGCGGCUUUACACCUUUACGCGAAAGCUUGAGGGUGCUGGGGUGUCUGACUUUUCUGCUUAAUCUUGAUUUCGUGGCCUCCUAGUCAUUGUGGCUUUGCUGUGUGCCUUGGAUUUGCAAGAAAAACGAGCCCUAACGGUUCGAACAAGCGACAGACACAUAGGAUCGACCAGACGAAAGCUCAACAGAAACGGG